Messenger RNA from Talaromyces stipitatus ATCC 10500, 1743 nucleotides. RefSeq lists its product as uncharacterized. The transcript has 2 exons. The coding region runs from base 230 to 1615 and encodes 461 amino acids. Lineage: Eukaryota; Fungi; Ascomycota; Eurotiomycetes; Eurotiales; Trichocomaceae. The record is from RefSeq and is a predicted model, not a curated record. Gene Ontology annotation, cellular component: membrane.
AUUCUCACAUUCUUUUAAUGUUAAACCUAUCGACAGGUAUACACUCCUUUUAUUUCCUUCUUGUUUUAAUCCUUACUCCUUGCUACGACUUCUCAUAACCUCACCAAUUAUCCUGGCCUUUCGCGAUUGUUUCAUUGAUAUGACGUCGGCCGAGCAUGUGAUGGAAGGUGGUUGAUCGAGACACCCCUAAGACGUUCUCUAAUAUCUAUCUACCCAAGCCGAACAAAUAAUGGCUACUGAUGUCGCCAAGGGAAUUGACUUGGUUGACAAUACAAAAUCACAACAACCUUCUGAACAGGACCUAAGCCGCUCAGAGACUCGCUCGUCCUAUUUCCAACUGAAGCAAAAACUGACCAGGGACUCUGUCAGAAAUGAAUUGCAGAAAAGGAAAUACGCCAAGUGGCAACGCGAAAGACUUGGUGCCCCGGAUCCAGAGUCUAGGAGUCAAAGUCUAUCGCGCACAACCACCAAAAACACUACACCAGGUACCCCAAUGCCUAGCAAGGGCUUUGAUAAUGUGGACAUACUUAAUAUUGCCCCCGUGCAAACCGAAGCUACGAAUAUUCUAAAAACGGAGGAAAAUCCGGAAGCCAGCUCAGAGCUUGAAGUGCUCUAUGAAAAUCAACGAGGAUGGUUUCUUUUCGGGAUACCAUUCUAUUCGUCUCGCUCCCUUCUUCAAUUUGAUCCUCCAGCAUGGGUGGAUAAGGAAUAUCGCGUUAGUCCCGUCAACAUUACAAAUACGCAAGUUCCUGAUCCGAGCUGGGAAUGGGCUUGGCCGACGUGGUAUGUGGAUAUGUCCGACGACGUUGACGAGGAAGGGUGGCAGUAUUCGUUCUCCUUUAUACCGAAAUCUGGUUGGCAUGGGACUCAUCCUUGGUUUCACUCGUAUGUGCGCAGAAGGCGCUGGGUGAGAUUACGGGUUAAGAAGAAGUACGCGAGACUGAAGAAUGGAGUGGACCAGACGGACUUUCGCAUGGCUCAUAUGUUAAAUGAGGAUUACUUCACUAUUCAUUCUCAAAAUCUGAACAGCGUGGACCCGAGCAUUGCGCCUCCAACGGCGGCAGAUGUCCCUUCGUCGUCAUUUUCUAGACAGUGGGUAGGCGAUUCACCGGAAAGGCAUGUGGAGGAUAGUAUUGAAAAUAUACCGGCACUUCUCGAAGCUAUGAAAAAUGCCAUUGUGGACCGCAAGAAGAUCGAAGCGCUUCGGAAGUUUUUGGCUCAGGGUGGAGAAGAGCUUUAUUAUCUCCCUGACAAGGUUCCUGAAAUGUUGAGCUUGUUCGUAUUCCAAACAUCGCGCUGGCAGUUUCUAAAACUCUUGCAUGAUGCAUUAGACGACGCAAAUAGUCUUGAAACAGAUUCAAACGCAGGUAAAAAGGAAAUUGAUGCGCAAGACCGAAGACGCAAUAAUAUUUUAAGAACGAUUGAUGCCGUCAAGAAAGAGGUUUCUGAUAUCGGCGUUUUCGAUAUUUCGAAAGAGAAUCUCGAAAGUCUCUACGACUCCGAACUGCACGAAGCACAUAGAUCCUCGCGUGGAAAGGGUAAGGAAAGGUCAUGGAAUGAGAUCAAAGGCAUCCCUAAAGCAGCCGGCAUUGGUAAAGAGGGCCAUAUCUAUUGAUCAUGGCAUUCAUCAUUAUGCUAAUCAGUUUGAUUCGCCUUGUAUGGCAUCAAGCAUAUCGUUAGCGUUACACGGCGAGGGAUACUUUGCUAAUUUUUAAUAUGUAAUAUAUUGUAAUCACUCUCCGC